GGGUUUUCCUGCGGCGGCGGCAGAGCGCGAAGUAUCGCUAACGCGGUCAUGUUGCCCACCGGUUGCUCGCGCCGGCUGGUGGCCGAGCUGCAGAACGCCCUGGACUCCUGCGCCGAGCGACAGCGGCAGCUGGAGCGGAGCCUGCGCGUUGCCCGGCGGCUGCUGCAGGCCUGGGAACCAAAGGAGACCCCGGCUCCGGAGCCAACCCCAAGGCCAGAAACGAAUGAAGAAGACCAAUUUUCAGCAUGCACGCCCAGCCCCCAGGACCUCCAGGAACUGGAGCUACUGACCCAGGCAUUGGAGAAGGCUGCGAGGGUGCGAAAAGGCAUCUCAAAGGCUGGAGGAGACAAGGCCCCCAGCCUGAAGUCUGCGUCCAUCGCCGCCUCCCCUCCUUCCAGAAUCUCUGCCCCAGCACAGGCCUCACGCAGGGCUGGCAGCCAUGCAUCACAGACAAAACCCCCCAAGGGCAUCCGCCAAACCAGGGUCCCUGCCAAGAACCUCCCUGAGCAGAGGCUUCUGUCUGUGGCGGAUGCAACCUAUAAGAGGCGAGGGGCCCAAGCCGUCAAGCCUGAACCAGGCCUCAGGGACCAACAAAUGGUGCCAUCAGCUGCUGCUCAGGCCCCAGAAGCUUUUAUGCUCAAGGAUAAGGGGGUCUUGCUGCAGCUGCCCGUGGCCUUCAGGAAAGCGGCUUCUCAGAAUUCCCGCCUGUGGGCCCAGCUCAGCUCUGCACAGACCAGCGACUCUGCGGAUGCUGCGGCCACCGCCAAAGCCCAAUUCCUCCAGAAAAUGCAGACGGCCUCAGGCUGGCCCAGCGCCGCGGAGGUGGGGCGCCUGCAGAAAGCCUGCUCGCUGCUAAGACUUCGAAUGGAGGAAGAGCUCAUGGCAGACCCUGAGGACUGGGCACAGGAGCACCGCUGCCUGCUCACCCUGCAGGGGCUGCAGGCCAUGGUCGGGCAGUGUCUGCACAGGCUGCGGGAGCUGCACCCAGCAGCGGGGGAGCAGCUGCUGAGGCCGUGGCCUGAGGGGAGACUCCCCAGGGCCUCAUCGCCCUGUGGAGGAGGAGCAGACCCCGUCUGGAGCCCCCAGUUGCUUCUCUACUCCAGUCCCCAGGAGCUGCAGACCCUGGCAGCCCUCAGGCUGCGGGUGGCCAUGCUGGACCAGCAGAUCCACCUAGAAAAGGUCCUGUUGGCCGAACUCCUCCCCGCGGUGAGCAAGCCGGAGGUGCUGGGGCCCCGUUGGCCAGCGCUGUGCCGGGCUGUGCACAGCCUGCUCUGUGAGGGAGGCAAACACUUCCUCACCAUCCUGCGGGAAGAUGCGCCUGCUGACUGAGCCCCUGCCAUGGCCGGGCCCGCCGCCCGGUGCCCAGUGCCCAGCUCCAUUCUGCCCCAGCCCGGCUGCCUGGGGGGCCCCCUUCCCUGGGCAGAGUUCAGGGAGCAGGGAUGGGGUUUUCACUGCGCUGGUGAGGGCCUCAGAGGCCUGUGCCACCUUGGGAGCCAGCUUUCCAAGGGGGGCAGGGACGGCCCCUUGGCUCUUCCUGAGGAACUCGGGGCCUGUCUCUCCGCUGCUGGGCCUGCUGGUCAGUCGGGCUCGGCUCAGCUUGGCCUGGCCCUCCACGGGCUUGGGAGACCAGAGGCGGGCAGGAGCGUCUUUCAGCUGCCUCUGUUUUCUCUUGCUUCUGUGGUCAGGUAUGUGACAUUAAGGCUACUUCAGAAGUAUAUGUAUUUAAAUCCUACCAAGAUAGAA
Messenger RNA from Phacochoerus africanus (Common warthog), 1743 nucleotides. RefSeq names its product tubulin epsilon and delta complex 2 (gene TEDC2). Bases 49 to 1329 code for a protein of 426 amino acids. The transcript is spliced from 10 exons. Lineage: Eukaryota; Metazoa; Chordata; Mammalia; Artiodactyla; Suidae. The record is from RefSeq and is a predicted model, not a curated record.